CAUCUCCUCAUCUCUCUCUUCCCUCUCUCUCUCUCUCUCUCUCUCUCUCUCCAUCUCUCUCUGUGUUCUCCGGUCACUCUGUUACCCGGAAUCUCUCCGUCGAGAGAGAGAUAGAGAGAGAACAGUGGGAUUCUCUUGUUAGUGGACGAAUUUCUCAGCUUUCCUUAUUGGGGUUUGAAGAUUCGGGGUGGUUCUGAUGGUAAUGUGGCUUUGAUUACUUCUGCAGUUCGUGACUAUGGAUUCCUCUCUCGAGGGAGCUGGAGCUGAUCCAUCGAAAUGCAGCAAAAUGGGCAUUGAUGAAAAGAGACAGCUUGUUUAUGAACUGUCGAAACAGUCUCAUCUAGCCUCUGAACUGUUGCAGACAUGGAGCCGCCAGGAAAUUCUUCAGAUCUUGUGUGCUGAAAUGGGGAAGGAAAGAAAAUACACUGGCUUGACUAAAGUGAAGAUCAUUGAGACCCUUUUGAAGAUUGUAUCUGAGAAAAAAUCCGGAGAAGAUGAACGGAAGAGGGAUUCAUCGCCGAGUCAGAGGCACUCCAAGCGACAGAGGAAGGUUGACAACCCUUCUCGUGUUGUCCUGAAUACUGCAGGUGAGAAUGCUAUCCACUGCAAAAACUCGGCAUGCCGGGCUGUAUUGAGACAAGAAGAUAAGUUUUGCAGAAGGUGUUCUUGUUGCAUCUGCCACAAGUAUGAUGACAACAAAGAUCCUAGUCUCUGGCUGGCCUGCAGUUCAGACCCUCCAUUCUCAGAUGAUUCUUGUGGCUUGUCUUGCCAUCUUGAAUGUUCUUUCAAGAAUGAGAGAUCCGGUCUUGGGAAAGAUAAGCGAAACACCGCUCUUGAUGGAUGCUUCUACUGUGUUUCUUGUGGGAAAGCAAACGACUUGCUCGAAUGUUGGAAAAAGCAAUUAUCUAUUGCAAAGGAAACCAGAAGGGUAGACGUACUUUGUUACCGUCUUUUCUUAGGUCAGAAGCUUCUAAGGGGCGUAAAGAAGUAUCAAAAGCUGUAUCAGAUUGUAGCAGAAGCCGUGAAGAAUCUUGAAGAGGAAGUAGGUCCUUUGACCGGUCACCCGAUGAAGAUGGGUAGGGGAAUUGUCAAUAGACUUCAUUCAGGGCCGGAGGUGCAGAGACUCUGCUCUUCUGCUUUAGAGUCUCUUGAAAAGAUACAGUCAGAUGUAGCAUUAUAUUCAUCUCAUGGCUCCAAAACGCAAGAUGCAGCUACCAAAGGCUCAACCAAGAUUAGAUUUGAGGACAUUCGUGCAAAUUCCCUCACUGUGGUUCUUGGCGCCAACGAUUCUUCUUCUUCUCCUUCUUCACCGGCCAACAUCAUUCAUUACAGUAUAUGGCAUCGCAAGGUUACAGAGAAAGAGUACCCGAAAAACUCAACUUGUACUCUCUUUACUCCAAACACAAGAUUUGUGGUCUCGGGACUGGCUCCGACUUCAGGGUAUUGUUUCAAAGUCGUGACCUUUACCGGCACCCGAGAGUUACACGCAGAAGAAAUCAGUAUUUCUACUCAAACUGCUGAAAAAGAAGCUGUGAAUUGCUCUUCUGUUGUUGAAAGAAGCGAAAGCCCUCUGACAAAUUGUAGCAGUUUGUCUACUCCAUCUUCUGUUGAAGCCGAAUCCAACAACGAUUACAUCUCUUACUGCAAGAAAACUGAGGAGAAGAACGUUAUUGUCCCCAAGAAUCUACCAAACAAUGGCGAUUCUCCUCCUCCCACUGAGGAUAACACUGCGAGAAGGGUUAGCAUGGAACCCGUUUCUGAUGUUAUACAGAUCGAGAGGAAGAAUUCUUGUGAAGAACAUAUGGAGUUAAAGGAAGUUGUUCCAGACAACAGAUCCGGCAUUCCUGUUCCUGUUGCUCCAGAUCUUGUCAGAUAUCUAAAUGCUUCAGAAACCAGUUUGCCCAUCACUCCAUUCAGGUCAGACCAGAUCAAGAACAAGAACCGUAAUGGCAGAACCGGAAAGUCUAAAGGUGGGAACUUUCCUGCAACCAUCGAAAACGCAAGCAUGUCCAAGCGAAAAGGCGAUGCGAUGAACGGAGAACACUCAGAGAACGGCGGUUCAGACAGCGGUUUCGAGCAGUGUGUGAAGGUCAUAAGACAACUUGAAUGCUCGGGACACAUCGAGAAGAGUUUCAGACAGAAGUUUCUGACAUGGUACAGUUUAAGGGCGAGGCCUCAAGAGAUUAGGGUUUUGAAGAUAUUCGUUGAUACUUUCAAGGGUGAUCCUUCGGCUUUGGCAGAGCAGAUCGUGGAUACGUUUUCAGACCGCGUUUCGAGCAAGCGUUCUGCGUCUGGCGGUUCCUCUGCGGUUGUGCCCUCUGGGUUCUGCAUGAAGCUGUGGCAUUAGACGUCGUCGACGACUGAGAUUUUACAAUUAUUCAAUUAUUAUCAUUGACCCUUUUGUUCAAUCAUUUAAAGUAUUUAACUCACCAGUGGGAAUUUGCAUUUGUUGGAACAUUUCCAUGCAAGAAUAUUAUUCGGUGUUUUUAUAUUAUAGUAUUUUGAUA
Molecule: messenger RNA, 2507 nt
Organism: Tarenaya hassleriana
Lineage: Eukaryota; Viridiplantae; Streptophyta; Magnoliopsida; Brassicales; Cleomaceae
Product: VIN3-like protein 2
Exons: 6
Coding region: 236-2347 (703 amino acids)
Biological process (GO): vernalization response; epigenetic regulation of gene expression
Molecular function (GO): protein binding
Source: RefSeq, a predicted model, not a curated record